AAUGUUCGAUGAUCUUGUGUCUCAGUAUGCUAUAGCCAUGCACCCGGACCGCCCACGUUAUGUGAUUGACAGGCCGGCAUAUAGCCUCCCAGACUUUGACAAAGAGUUUGACAAGAAGAGUCGACAAUUCCCUGCUGGGGAGAAAGUGGAGAAACUCUUCAGAUGCUCUGUGUCGAGACUGAAGGGCUUGUUAUUCAGACAUCUGCCUGUACUGAGCUGGCUUCCCAAGUACAAAGUGAGAGAAAACUUGUUGUGUGAUGUCAUCAGCGGGGUCAGCGCCGGCACCAUUCAGGUUCCUCAAGGCAUGGCAUUUGCCCUCCUGGCAAACCUCCCUCCUGUCAACGGUCUCUAUUCCUCUUUCUUUCCCCUCAUCCCGUAUUUCUUCAUGGGCACCGCUCACCAGAUGGUCCCCGGUACGUUUGCUGUCCUCAGCAUUAUGGUGGGAAUUGUGUGUCUCAGUCUGGCCCCAGAGUCAGACUUCAGUCAUUUCAAUGCCACUCUAAAUGCUACAGUAGUGGACACGGCCCUGAUGAAUGAAGUUCGUCUGGGCAUAUCUGGAACCCUGGCCUGUCUCACUGCAAUCAUACAGAUUGGUCUUGGGUUCAUGCAGUUUGGGUUUGUAGCCAUCUAUCUGUCAGAAUCCUUUGUUAGAGGCUUCAUGACUGCUGCAGGUUUGCAGAUCCUCAUCUCGGUGCUGAAGUACAUCUUUGGCAUCUAUGUGCCACCUUAUAGUGGUCCACUGGCAGUUAUAUAUACUCUCAUAGAUAUCAUACGCGGCCUUCCUGACACCAACAUAGCGUCAUUACUAUUUGCAGUGGUCAGUAGCAUAGUGCUGAUCGUGGUGAAGGAGUUGAGUGCACGCUACCGCCACAAGCUGCCCUUCCCCAUUCCUAUUGAAAUCGUUGUUGUGGUAGUGGCCACAGCCAUCUCAGGCCCUCUGGAUCUCCCUGAGAUCUAUCACAUGGACGUAGUGGGAGAAAUUCCUUUGGGAUUUCCAGCACCAAUUCUGCCCACAGUGAGUCAGUGGGAAGACAUGUUAAGUACAGCUUUUUCCUUGGCAAUCGUGGGGUAUGUCAUCAACUUGGCUAUGGCCAGGACGUUGGCAGCCAAACACGGCUAUGAUGUGGAUCCCAACCAGGAAAUGUUGGCUCUCGGUUGCAGCAAUUUUCUCGGGUCCUUUUUUAAGAUCCAUGUGAUCUGCUGUGCCCUGUCCGUGACCCUGGCUGUGGACAGUGCGGGUGGAACAUCACAGUUUGCCAGUUUAUGUGUAAUGCUGGUCGUAAUGAUUACCAUGCUUGCACUGGGAGCCUACCUGAAACCUCUUCCAAAAUCAGUGCUUGGAGCCUUGAUUGCAGUCAACCUGAAGAACACACUCCUGCAGCUCUCUGAUCCCUUUUACUUAUGGAAAAAGAGCAAAUUGGACUGCUGUGUGUGGGUUGUGUCAUUCUUGGCCACGUUCUUUCUCAGCUUGCCGUAUGGAGUUGCAGUAGGAGUGGGUUUUUCCAUCCUGGUAGUGAUAUUCAAGACACAGUUCCGUAAUGGUUCGUCAGUGGUUCAGAUUGUGGAUACAGACGUCUACAGAAACCCAAAGGUGUACAGUAAGACCAUGUCAAUAACAGGUGUGAAAAUAGUGAACUAUUGCUCACCACUCUAUUUUGCAAAUGCUGAAAUAUUUCGCCAGAGGGUCAUCAGAAAGACUGGACUGGACCCUGGCAAACUUAUCCUGGCCAGGCGGAAAUUCUUAGAGAAAGAACAGAAGGAAAAAGCAAAAGAGGAGAAGAAGGACAAGGAGAACAGAAGAUGGAAACUCAGAUCUUUGGUUAGCAUGAAGGCUCAGACCAUAAGUCAGCUUGAACUGCAAAAUAACUUUGAUAUGAACAAUGGCAGUGCCAACAAACCUGAACCUCCCACCAGCUAUGUCAACUUCUACUGCAGCGACAAUGAGCUGGGCGAACCGGCGGCGGACCAAGAGUCGCCCACUCCCUCUGCUGUCACACUGGAGUCCCAGCCUAUGCCCUUCCACACUCUUAUCCUCGACUUGGCUGGCGUCUGUUUCAUAGACCUUAUGGGCAUCAAAGUACUGACAAAGAUGAACUCAAGCUAUGCUAUGCUGGGCAUUAAAUUAUAUCUGGCUAAUGUCCAAGCCCAGGUAUAUGAGGAACUGGAGGCUGGAGGAGCUUUUGAAGACGGCAGUAUUGCCCGCAGUAAUCUCUUCCUUUCUGUCCACGAUGCCAUUCUGUUUGCUCAGCAGACCACUGGAGAGAGGGAAGUCUCCCCUAAGGUAGGCCCCGCAGUAUAAAAUGACCUUAUCAUACAAAUACUUUUCAUAACAUCACAUACAAACCUCAACAGUUCAAAGGCUCUUAGGUUAGGGAUGUAAGAAGAGAUUAGAAAGAGUCGAUUCAUGCUCAACAAAUCCCUCUUUAAGCACAGCUUUUGUCACCUUAUCUGGUUCAACAAGGGUAAACAGAAAUGUCAUAAAGGUUUUUGUGACACAUUAAGUGCCACAACAAACAGUGGUGUAAGUUACAUCAAGGUCAUGCUGCAUAUCACAGGCUGUGUGCUUGAUUUUGGCCUCUCUAU
Scatophagus argus is the source of this 2583-nucleotide messenger RNA. RefSeq names its product solute carrier family 26 member 9-like. Gene Ontology annotation, cellular component: membrane. The record is from RefSeq and is a predicted model, not a curated record. The coding region runs from base 2 to 2299 and encodes 765 amino acids. The transcript has 18 exons. Gene Ontology annotation, molecular function: oxalate transmembrane transporter activity; sulfate transmembrane transporter activity; bicarbonate transmembrane transporter activity. NCBI's taxonomy places the organism in Eukaryota, Metazoa, Chordata, Actinopteri, Scatophagidae. Gene Ontology annotation, biological process: transmembrane transport.